Lindgomyces ingoldianus is the source of this 837-nucleotide messenger RNA. RefSeq lists its product as uncharacterized. Lineage: Eukaryota; Fungi; Ascomycota; Dothideomycetes; Pleosporales; Lindgomycetaceae. The record is from RefSeq and is a predicted model, not a curated record. The transcript has 7 exons. The coding region runs from base 1 to 837 and encodes 278 amino acids.
AUGUCGGAAGAUAGGGAAGAAGGACUUGACAGAAGUCUGCGACGUGCUGGUGCUUCCAGCGAGGCUCGCGUUCUGCCGAAGAAACGAUUCACUUCUCUAAUCCUCGAACACAAAUUACAGAAGGUACUAACUAGAUUGAUGGAAGUGGUUGGUAGCACGGCUGCUGUCUCUCAGCUACUCGACCAAGUGAUCACAAUCGUCCAAGAGGUUCGAGACGCAAGACCAAGAGCGUAUGGGGAAUCAGCUCGCCUGGACGGGUAUAAAGACCAAGUUGCAUACUCCAGUAAUUCGGGAGCAAAGCGAGGUAAGCAGUACACACAUGUGCUCAUAAGCGGGGAAAGAGAAGAGAAAGAUCUCAACAAUGCCAUGACUGGAUUAGACCGAGCAAAAGUAGACCUUACCGCACGAAUUAUCACAGCACACGUUGGACUGAACGGUGCAAUACGCACAGGCUUCGCAGCUGCCUUCGUAAUCAUCCAGAGGGACGAUCGGAAUGUUCAAAAGGUCCUUGGCGAGAGACUUACUAUUGCCGCUUGGCUGGAAGGGCUGAGUCCGGAUGGAGAUAGUAGCGCCAUGAUUUCUCUUACGGGUGAGGAUGCUAAGGUGUUGAAUCUCGUAGAAAAGGUGUCCUGGGUUAAGAAUAAGGCAUUUGAUGGUGCGAACAUGGUCACAACACGAAUUUUGCUCUCCAUUGGAAUGUGGAUGCGGAGGGUCUUGCAACUAUCCUUCGCGCAUGCCGAGGAUAGUAACAUGAUUGGACUGUUUGGUACAGGCCCAAAGGCUUCAGUUAUUGCUUUAUGUGCAUUGCAAAAUACUGAUUACCACCAAAAACUUUAG